CUGUGUAUAAAGAUUAAUUCGGUAUAAUUCGGUAUAUACGCGGUAAUUAAAGACACAAACCGCGUACGAAACUGUACGUACCGGCAAGUAUUUUAUCAAACUGGCGGCACAAGGUUCAACUGGCUUAUCGCUGUCGCACAGCUGUGCAUGCGUACGACGCAUCAUCCGCUCGGUUGUUUCCACAGCUGACUGGCACAAAGCUUAACAACUUCGUCAACAACUUUUGGCUGUUGCUCUGUUUAUCACAACCAUAACACUGAUUUUCUCCUUACAAGGUACAAUUUUUUGCUGAAUUUAUUUUAAUUUUCGCGAAAAUGGCGUGGAAAUCGUGGACAUGGCGGGAUUGGUUGAUCCACCUCCUGCGUUUAUAUAUUGAUUUUAUUUCCGACCUCUUGUUCGGCGUGUACUACCGCUUCUUCGGCUCCCACCAGCGUCUGCCGCCCGUCCGCUCGGACCUCCUUCGUCUGAGCGCCACCGCCCUGGCGCGGCGCAUCCGUGCCGGGCAGCUGUCCAGCGCCGACGUCGUCGACGCCUACAUCCAGCGCAUCCAGGAGGUCAACCCCGCCAUCAACGCCGUCGUCGCCCAGCGCUUCGAGCAGGCGCGCCGCGAGGCCCGGGACCUCGACCGCCGCCUGCGGGACACCGGCUUCGAGGGCCUCGACGACGGGGAGUUCGCCGAGUCCCGGACGCCCCUCCUCGGCGUCCCCAUCACCGUCAAGGAGUGCCUGCAGGUCCAGGGCAUGCCGCAGACCUCCGGGGCGGUGGCGCGCCGGCAUGUCGUGGCGGAGGCCGACGCCGAGGCCGUGCACCGGCUGCGACGGGCCGGGGCCAUUGUCCUGGGGGUGACCAACAUCUGCGAGGUGUGCAUGUGGUGGGAGACGGAUUGCAAGGUGUACGGGCGCACCCGGAACCCGUAUGAUGUCAACCGGACGGUGGGCGGGUCGUCCGGCGGGGAGGGCGCGAUUAUCGGGGCGGCGGGGUCACCAUGCGGGAUCGGGUCGGAUAUAGGCGGGAGUAUCCGCAUCCCGGCGUUCUUCUGCGGGGUGUUCGGGCAUAAACCCACGCGAGGGCUGACACCGUUGACGGGGAAGUUCCCGGCUAGUAAUGAGAAUACGGCUCGGUUUAACACCGUCGGACCGCUGUGUCGGUACGCGGAGGACCUCCGACCUUUCUAUAAAGUUGUUUUGGGACCGGAAGCGAGGACUUUAUCCCUGGAUACCAAGGUGGACUUGUCGAGGUUGCGCGUCCACUACAUCCUGCAGAUCGAGCACCCCUUCAUCACGCCGGUACGCAGCUACAUCAAGGAGGCCGUGCAGAAGGCCGCGAACCACCUGGCCUCCAAGCACCGCGCCCAGAUCGUCCCCGAGGCGCCGAUCAAGGAGCGGCUGGCGGCCUUCCGCUACACCGGCGACUUCUGGACGUCGGAGAUCAUCCACGAUCCGAGUCAUUCCUUCUCGGCGGAUAUGCUCAACGGCGCCGGGGAACUACAGCCGCGGGCGGAAGCCCUCCGCUGGAUUAGUGGGCGGUCGGAACACACGUUGCCGGCGAUUCUCCUGGCCGCCAUGGAACAGGCCACGCCCACCGACCAACAACGGAAACACUGGAGUAAAGUGCGCGAUGAACUGGAGAACGAGAUCGUGGAUAUUCUGGGCAACGACGGCAUCCUCAUCAUGCCGACGCAUCGCACGGCGCCCUAUCAAAACCAGCCCAAAGUGAUGCACCUCAAUAUUCUCUACACCGCGCUCUUCAACACCCUGGGCCUGCCGGUGACGCAUGUGCCGAUGGGCGUGGACGGGGCGGGGCUACCGUACGGCAUCCAGAUCAUCAGCAGCCAUUACAACGACCACCUGACGCUGGCGGUGGCCUGCGAGCUGGAGAAGGCCUUUGGCGGCUGGAGGGAGCCCAGUUAAGCCAGAUGGAAAAGGUCAUCGGAUGCCGCUAUGCCACCGUUAUUUACAUGAGGCGCUAAGUUGCCCCUGAAUUGUUUUGCAGUAAAAAAAAUAACAUUUGUUAUGGUGUGCUGUGUGUGCUAAACUGUAUAGACUCUACGGUUUAUGCCGGUUUUCCGUGUUGCCCACGUCCAGGGCCGUGUUUGUUGUUUGCCGUAUGCCGGUGGGUGUUUUGGCACUCGCUGCUGUUUUAGUGUUUUUUUACCUCGAUGCUGGUUUUUUACGACUUUUUUUCUGAUCCUGCUCACCGCUAAAAUCAGCAGCAGCCUGUGCUGUAUUUCUAACACGGAUUCGCGUUGGUGUUUAAAAAAGUAAUGUUAACGUACGUUACAGAAAAAUAUUGCAAA
This is a messenger RNA of Paramacrobiotus metropolitanus, 2296 nucleotides long. RefSeq names its product fatty-acid amide hydrolase 2-A-like. NCBI's taxonomy places the organism in Eukaryota, Metazoa, Tardigrada, Eutardigrada, Parachela, Macrobiotidae. The record is from RefSeq and is a predicted model, not a curated record.